Molecule: messenger RNA, 2907 nt
Organism: Penicillium samsonianum
Lineage: Eukaryota; Fungi; Ascomycota; Eurotiomycetes; Eurotiales; Aspergillaceae
Product: putative cytokinesis regulator (Byr4)
Exons: 2
Coding region: 1-2907 (968 amino acids)
Biological process (GO): regulation of Ras protein signal transduction; mitotic spindle orientation checkpoint signaling
Cellular component (GO): SIN/MEN two-component GAP complex; mitotic spindle pole body
Molecular function (GO): GTPase activator activity
Source: RefSeq, a predicted model, not a curated record
AUGGAAUCUUUACCAAUCCACCUACGACCGGGUACCGACGAGUCGAUUGAAUGCUGGGACGAUGACGACGACUUGCAGUUCAACGAGGAUAUUCACUUUCGCACCGCAUCCAGCGCGGGGUCCGUAACAAACUCGUCAUUUCGGCCCUCAGGGCACCGAGAUUCUAUCUCCUCUCGACGCUCUGCUCGCUCAGAUAUUGACUCCAAUGCGGGCGACGAAGACUGGCAGGUACCGCUAUAUGACAACGAUGAAUUUGCAAAAGAAGAUGCCAUUGCUUCGGCCAAGACUGCGGGCAUUCCCAUUCCUCCAGAUAUCCCCAAGUCAGCUCUUAUUGGAGGCACGAUCAAGCGCUUGUCAACUCGAAAGACCAAAAAAACUUUUGUUGAUGACUGGUCAGAAGACGUUGAGCUCCCGGGUCCUGAAACCCUGUUACAGCUCAAAACUCCUCGGGAAACCAUGUUUCCUGACUCCCUUCGACAUUUGAGCUCCGCUGCUACCAGUCCAGUGAAAUCCACGGCCUCGCCAUCUUGGGAUGACGAAUUCCCAACACAUUUGCAAUCUACCUUGGGACCAUUUGACGCCUUCCAUGACGACAACGAUAGUCUGGAAACCCGAGAUAUCCCAACCCUCAAAGCCCCAACUCCUCGAUCUCCAAAAGAAUUGAGCAUUCGCAAUGUUGGCAGCGGCUUCAGUAUUGAACAGGAAGCAGACGACGACUUCAACCAGGAUUUUGAACUUCCUGCCAAUCAUCAGCCUCUUGAAUUAUCCCAUCGAAAAGCGAAUUUCUACGUUUCCAGUCCCACUUUGGAGGACUUUGAUCUUGAGUGGUCUGAAGGAAGUAUCGGUGUACGAGUUGGUGGUACCACAAGGGAUGGUCGUUCAGUUCCCAGUUCCUCUAUCUCUAUCGCCAGCCCCAGCGUUUCAAGCUGUCUCACCGCGGAAAGUGAAGACGAUGGCCUCGACGGUAUCGUCAUUCCCGAAGGCCCCCUUGAUUUCAGUGCUUCUCUGCAGAAACGACAGACUGCCCAAGCUGAGAAUGUUGAAGCGGAAGAGAGUCAGGUGGAUCGUAUUCCUUCUGACGCUGACGACUUCUUUUCUGGCAUUGAUAUCGACAACGAGAAGGCUUUCUCCUUUGGAAAACCCGCUCUGAAUCCCAACAUAAAGUGCAAGACAGAACGGCCAUCCAGCCCGACCCGUCGAUCUGCAACAACACUCACCUUCACCAGUGCGACAGGAUCUCCACGAACUCGCAUCCCACGCUUGUCUGGCCAUGAUCGGACCCAUUCAACCCACCUUGAAACUGUGUCAGAAAGUGGUGCGCCUCUUUCCAAAUUUCGAACAUCACAAUCGCGUCUAGGGCAUUCGUCUCACUCGUCAACUUCAAGUCUCCCGGCUCCUAGCGCCAAUCCCACAUCCCCGACUCCUGCACUCUCUGGUCGACGGCUUCUCGGGUCUCGCAAUUCCCGGGACAUUGCUCAGGCCGGCGAGGGCAACCCUUCAGUUAGGCGUUUGAAGACCAAGCGAUCCCUGCCAUCGAUUCGUGGCUUAAGCUCGACCGCUUCAAUGACCGCUUCCCAGCGACCACCGGUGGAUCGUCCAGUCCGCCUUCCCUCUGCCAGACCUAAAACACCGGUGGAUCUCCCCGCAACUGAUGCGAGGUCGCUGGGUCGCAGGCCACAGGUGCCAUUUAUGCCGGCUGGCGUGUCGGAAUCCCAAUCACACCAUGCUAGUGUCAAAGGGUAUCGCUCGUCACGUCGCACAAAUUCGGGUAGCUCUGGUGGGCUUCUUAGUCCGCAGGGCACAGUCUCUCGACUCUCCCGACCAACUCGCAAUGAGCCGUUCCGUGCUGGGUUUGGCGACACAAGCGCGGACUCUCUCGGUUCCUCUACAAAACGUACAAUCACACGACCCACUAAAAGACGCAAUUUCGGGGAUGGAACAGAGUUGGAAUCGUUUGAUGACCUAUCUACAUCGGUCUUCGCAGAGAGCAAGUUCGUCAAAACCCCCACCGGUCGAGGUGCUCCAAGGUCGGUCCGCGCCAGACUCAGCCAGAGCCGGAUUGAUCCCCCACAUGAUGAAUCACCUACUCAAUCUUUAACGUCCCCAUCAACUUCCAAAUUGCGCAGUCCGACACCUAGGUUUGCGCGAGAUACCAAUGCAUCUAGAAAUGCAAGGGAACAACGCAUUGCAUCCAUGGCUAUUAACUCGAAAGGCCGUGAACCGAAUCCUCUUUCGGCGUUCAACUCCAACUGGAAGUCCCAACCUAUCUCAAGGAUUCCUCCGGCCUCUACAACGAUCAGAAGCCGGAAAGGUAAACCGAAUGCCAAAUCAACGUCCAAGCCACACUUGAUCAAACCCAUGGGAUCUGGGGUGCAGGAUGCCAAAUCCGUGAGGGGUAUGCGUUACAAUCCUACCAUUUUCCGGUGGGAAGGAAACGAAAAUCUGGUUCAGGAAUUUGAUGCCACUGCUCCCAAAUCACCCAAACCUGCCCCGGCUCUCAUCACCAACGUUGGGGCGAUGCAGAAUGUCCAGACCGUUGGUGGAAUGGUGUUCGAUCCACAUCGUAUGUGUUGGCUCAGGGCGUCUGUUGGAGCCGACGAAGACGACGUGUUUGCCGGCCUGGACGACUUGGAUGACAAAAUCACCAGCACCGUUGGACGAAAUUCUGGAGCGAUUGAGGAUCAAUUCCCAGCAGUUGGGGACGAUGCAAGUGCUGAUGAAUCCUCAGAUGAAGGACCUAUGACAGAGGAAUUUGAUGUCGGCCCAGAAUUCAUCCGACGACAGCGGGCUGAGGAAGACAAGUGGAGACGCAAGGUUGACAAAUGGGUAUUUGAUCGAGGCGACCACGAAAAUCAUUGGAAAUGGAUCAUCCGCGAUUUAGUGGCCUUUGACCGGGGAUCGGCAUAG